UUCCCACAAAUCUUACUUCCGUAAAUCCCAGAGCCUGAAAGAACAAAGUAUUUACUUCAAGUUUAUUCAGUCGUCAACAGAAGGAAGCGAAUAACCGGCAACUACAGCAAAUGCCUUCAUUUCUUGAUAUGCAUGGUAUUGACCCAUCGAACAAAAUAUACACUGGCAAGGUGUGAGAGCCUGCUCUGAUGCUCGGUGAUGGAAGGAGACGUACGCAACAAGGCGAGAGCCUCAUGGGACAUGGGGUCUUUGCCGCCUGUAGAGUGCCUUCGCAUUGAGAGGUCUGACAGCCCCACUCCGGACCUGGUGGAGGGUACAGAGCCAGGCGCAGGUCAACAGGCGGCCAUGUUUGUCCACUCUCGGUCUGUGGAGGACUUGCCGGCCGAGGCGGACGAGGAUGCGGAGUCUCGGGUUGAGCCUCAGCCCGUUGCCGACGGUGACCCCGGGUCGUCAGAGACCUUGGGUACCUCAGAGAACGGGCUGCAGGUGGAGGAGAACAUCAUUGAGGUGGCGCAGGCUCCCAAGGAGAGCUCCUGGGCAGGGAGCCGGACCAAGGAGGAGGACAUCUGCAGUGACGGGUGGCGCAGCCACAGGAAGCAUGUGUUUGUGCUGAGCGAAGCGGGCAAGCCCAUCUAUUCCCGCUAUGGGACAGAGGAGGCACUGUCGAGCACCAUGGGCGUCAUGAUGGCCCUCGUUUCCUUCGUGGAGGCGGACAAGAACAUCAUCCGCUCCAUCCACGCUGACGGAUACAACGUGGUGUUUCUCAGCAAGAGCCCUCUGGUGCUGGUGGCCGUGUCCCAGACCCGCCAGUCCGACAAGGAGAUGAUCCGCGAGCUGCAGUACAUCUACUACCAGAUAGUGAGCCUGCUCACCCUCACCCAGCUCAACCACAUCUUCCAGGCCAAGCAGAACUACGACCUGCGGCGGCUGCUGGCCGGCUCCGAGCACCUCAUCGACAACCUCCUGCGGCGGCUGGACCGCGACCCGGGCCUGCUGCUCAGCGCCGUCACCUGCCUGCCCCUUCCCAGCUCCAGCAGGGACGUGGUGUCGGCCAGCCUGCAGGCCGCCAAGGCCCCGAGCCUGGUGUUCUCCAUCCUGAUGGCGGGGGAGCGCCUGGUCACGCUGGUGAGGAAGAAGGACCAGUACCUGCACCACAUGGACCUGCACCUGGUCUUCAACCUUGUGUGCUCCUCCUCCUCCUCCUUCAGGGAGGGCGAGGGCUGGACGCCCAUCUGUCUGCCAAAGUUCAACAGCGCCGGCUUCUUCCACGCGCACAUCUCCUACCUGGAGCCGGCGUCAGAGCUCUGCCUCAUCCUGGUGUCCACCGACCGCGAGGAGUUCUUCAGCUUGUCUGACUGCAAGCAGCGCUUCCUCGAGAGGCUGCGCAAGCGCAAUGCCUACCAGGCCCUGAAGGAGGCAGUGAAGACCCCCAGCUACUCGGUGGACCUGGUGGGCAUUCCGGAGCUCCGGCACUUCCUGUACAAGUCCAAGAGCUCAGGGCUGUUCACCAGUCCUGAGUUACCGGGCGUGUACCAGUCUGAAGAGGGGCAGGAGAGGCUGAUGGGACUGUACCAGGAGCUCCACAGCCGCCUGCACCACUCCACCAGACCCCUGCUCUCCAUCUACCGCUGUGGGGAGACAGAGAACUUCAUGGCCUGGUUGACCAGCGGCUUUGAGCUCUACCUGUGCCUGACCCCGCUGGUGACCAAGGUGCAGGCUGUGUCUGCGGUCAACAAGCUGCUCAAGUGGAUAAGGAAGGAGGAGGACCGUCUCUUCAUCCUCAGCCCUCUCACCUACUGAGCCUGAAGACAUGUGCCAUGACCAUGGGUAAAUUAGUGUUCCCAAGCCCGCCUGAGGCUACUAUUAGUGCCUUAUUAACAUAGGACUCCCCUGGAGCUGAACGUAAGCUUCCCGGGACCAGAGGUUAUUGUGUCCAUGAUGCUGUAUUGCCAGUUGUGAAUGAUGGCCAUUAAUAAUAAAAUGCUAAUGUCAAUCCAGAA
This is a messenger RNA of Gadus macrocephalus (Pacific cod), 2000 nucleotides long. It is a transcript of the gene mon1a, whose product is annotated as MON1 secretory trafficking family member A. The record is from RefSeq and is a predicted model, not a curated record. The transcript has 6 exons. Gene Ontology annotation, biological process: protein targeting to vacuole; vesicle-mediated transport. The coding region runs from base 199 to 1800 and encodes 533 amino acids. NCBI's taxonomy places the organism in Eukaryota, Metazoa, Chordata, Actinopteri, Gadiformes, Gadidae.